Molecule: messenger RNA, 1779 nt
Organism: Zea mays
Lineage: Eukaryota; Viridiplantae; Streptophyta; Magnoliopsida; Poales; Poaceae
Product: monosaccharide transporter 1
Exons: 3
Coding region: 47-1618 (523 amino acids)
Biological process (GO): monosaccharide transmembrane transport
Cellular component (GO): membrane
Molecular function (GO): monosaccharide transmembrane transporter activity
Source: RefSeq, marked validated
UGUGCUUCUGCUAGCUAGGUGCCUGCGGAGGAGAGAUAGGGAUACGAUGGCCGGCGGUGGCAUCGUGAACACGGGCGGUGGCAAGGACUACCCCGGCAAGCUCACCCUCUUCGUGUUGCUCACCUGCAUCGUCGCCGCCACCGGCGGUCUCAUCUUCGGAUAUGACAUCGGUAUCUCAGGCGGCGUGACGUCCAUGAACCCGUUCCUGGAGAAGUUCUUCCCGGAGGUGUACCGGAAGAAGCAGGAGGCCAAGACGAACCAGUACUGCAAGUACGACAACCAGCUGCUGCAGACCUUCACCUCCUCCCUCUACCUGGCCGCGCUGGUCGCCUCCUUCUUCGCCGCCACCGUCACCCGCGCCGUCGGCCGCAAGUGGUCCAUGCUCGUCGGCGGCCUCACCUUCCUCGUCGGCGCCGCCCUCAACGGCGCCGCCCAGAACAUCGCCAUGCUCAUCGUCGGACGCAUCCUUCUCGGAGUCGGCGUCGGCUUCGCAAAUCAGUCCGUGCCUGUGUACCUGUCGGAGAUGGCGCCGGCGCGUCUCCGGGGCAUGCUCAACAUCGGCUUCCAGCUGAUGAUCACCAUCGGCAUCCUGGCUGCGGAGCUCAUCAACUACGGCACCAACAAGAUCAAGGCCGGGUACGGGUGGCGCGUGAGCCUGGCGCUGGCGGCGGUGCCGGCGGCCAUCAUCACCCUGGGCUCCCUCUUCCUCCCGGACACCCCCAACUCGCUGCUGGAGCGGGGCCACCCGGAGGAGGCACGCCGCAUGCUCCGCCGCAUCCGCGGCACGGACGACAUCGGCGAGGAGUACGCGGACCUGGUGGCGGCCAGCGAGGAGGCCCGCCAGGUGCGCCACCCGUGGCGGAACAUCCUGCGCCGCCGGUACCGCGCGCAGCUCACCAUGGCCGUCGCGAUCCCCUUCUUCCAGCAGCUCACGGGGAUCAACGUCAUCAUGUUCUACGCGCCCGUGCUGUUCGACACGCUGGGAUUCAAGAACGACGCCUCCCUCAUGUCCUCCGUCAUCACGGGCCUCGUCAACGUCUUCGCCACCGUCGUGUCCAUCGUCACCGUCGACCGCGUCGGCCGCCGCAAGCUGUUCCUCCAGGGCGGCGCGCAGAUGAUCGUGUGCCAGCUCAUCGUGGGCACGCUCAUCGCCGCCAAGUUCGGGACCAGCGGCACGGGGGACAUCGCCAAGGGCUACGCCGCGGUCGUCGUGGUCUUCAUCUGCGCCUACGUCGCCGGCUUCGCCUGGUCGUGGGGGCCCCUGGGCUGGCUCGUGCCGUCCGAGAUCUUCCCGCUGGAGAUCCGCCCGGCGGGGCAGAGCAUCAACGUCUCCGUCAACAUGUUCUUCACCUUCUGCAUCGCGCAGGCCUUCCUCACCAUGCUCUGCCACUUCAAGUUCGGCCUCUUCUACUUCUUCGCCGGCUGGGUCGUCAUCAUGACCGUCUUCAUCGCCUUCUUCCUGCCCGAGACCAAGAACGUGCCCAUCGAGGAGAUGGUGCUUGUCUGGAAGUCACACUGGUUCUGGAAAAGGUUCAUCGCCGACGAGGACGUGCACGUCGGCAUUGGCAACAACCACCCGGCCAAAAACGGCAGCGACACCAAGGGGGCCGACGCGUGAACGUGAUCUCAACAUCUAUAUUCCAUCUACAGUCACAACUGAAAUGUACAUUUAGGCUUCCAUUGUUCCAUCAACUAGUAGCUACAUGUCCUCCUAGUAAAGUACCAGUGUUUGUUUGUGUAAUGUUUGUUACGCCCAUUAAAUUCUUCUUGGAUUGGAUG